Messenger RNA from Phacochoerus africanus (Common warthog), 6090 nucleotides. RefSeq names its product adenosine deaminase RNA specific B1 (gene ADARB1). Lineage: Eukaryota; Metazoa; Chordata; Mammalia; Artiodactyla; Suidae. Gene Ontology annotation, molecular function: double-stranded RNA binding; tRNA-specific adenosine deaminase activity; double-stranded RNA adenosine deaminase activity. The coding region runs from base 945 to 3074 and encodes 709 amino acids. Gene Ontology annotation, cellular component: nucleolus; cytoplasm. The record is from RefSeq and is a predicted model, not a curated record. Gene Ontology annotation, biological process: RNA processing; adenosine to inosine editing. The transcript is spliced from 10 exons.
CGAAAACCUCUUCCCCUCUGCUGACGGGUGAGGAGUAGAAAAUGCCCCUGCUUGAUAUCGAUGGAUCGGUUAAGGCUCUGGGCUUGCCUUUUAAAACGCAUGCUACUGGGUGGCUUCCAGCAGAGGUGACCUGUCCGUGUCCCCAGCUCUCAGAGCCCCUGCAGGCCUCACACCUCUGGCCGGUGCUUGGCGGCCCCCCAGCGGCCAGCGCGGUCCUUGCUGAGGGCUGUGUGCGUGCCAGGCGCCACGUGGGAUGCUGUGUCCUACGCGGCAGGGCAGCGGGCGCUUCGGAAAGAGGAACAGUGCGUGUGGCAGAACACACAAGACUCUUUGGCCGUUAAAAGUGGGGGGCCAGGAGGCCCUCUGGUCCGCAGAACAAAGGCUCCCGCGACUUUGAUUCCAGAGGAUGACGUGUUUAGGUGGGUGGGCAGAAGCAGGCACAGGUGGUCUCACAGUUGCCUCCUUGGGAGAUGAAAGGACCCUGCUGGCAGCAGAGUCGCCGGUGCACACCGAGGACCCAGCGCAGCUGCCGGCAGCGCAGCGAAGCCGUCCUGGAAAUUCCUCGUCUCGUCGUAGCCGGAGAGGCCGCGCUCUGGAACCCGGGUCAGCAGAAGUGCUUCUCCGGCUUUGCCCGCGUGAGCGGUCCGUGGCUGUCGUGUUUUUGCACAAUACGCCGAGUCUGCCUUCUGCAGGGCUCAGCUGGCCGCUGGUCUCCAGCCUCUCCCCCCCCUUUUAUUUAGUUGGUGCAUAAGAAUAGUCAUCGUAAGUUUGGAUUGCUGAGUGUUCGUUUGCUUUCUGUGGGUCCGUCCGAUUCUGCAGACUGCACAAAAAAGAAACCGUCUGAAUCCAGGGGCGAUUAGAACCGAAAUAAAAGAAAUCUUUGGAUUCUCAAACCAGACAGAAACACUCUCCGCCAGUCAAGAAACCCUCCAAAGCCCUUUGCCAUGGACGUAGAAGCUGAAGAAAACAUGAGUUGGAGCAGCGCAGAGGUUAAGGAAAACUGCGGGCUGGACGGCGUGCCCCCCAAGGACGCCAGCAUCCCGGGGCUCGGCGAGGGCGCGCCGCUCUCCAACGGGGGUGCCGGCGGCGGCGGCGGCGGCGGAGGCGGGGGGCCCGGCCGGAAGCGGCCGCUCGAGGAGGGCAGCAACGGGCACGCCAGGUUCCGGCUCAAGAGGCGGCGGCGGCUGCCGGGGCCCGCGCUGCCCAAGAACGCGCUCAUGCAGCUGAACGAGAUCAAGCCCGGCCUGCAGUACACGCUGCUGUCCCAGACGGGGCCCGUGCACGCGCCCCUCUUCGUCAUGUCCGUCGAGGUCAACGGGCAGGUCUUCGAGGGCUCGGGCCCCACCAAGAAGAAGGCGAAGCUGCACGCGGCCGAGAAGGCCUUGCGGUCCUUCGUGCAGUUCCCCAACGCCUCCGAGGCCCACCUGGCCAUGGGCCGCACCCUGUCGGCCAACGCGGACUUCACGUCCGACCAGGCCGACUUCCCCGACGCGCUCUUCAACGGCUUUGAGAGCCCGGACCGGCUGGACAUGCCCUUCUACCUGGGCGCCAACGGCGACGACGCCCUCAGCUCCAGCGGGGACCUCAGCCUGUCCGCGUCCCCGGCGCCCGCCGGCCCGGCCCAGCCGCCGCUGCCCGGGCCCCCGCCGUUCCCGCCCCCGAGCGGGAAGAACCCGGUGAUGAUCCUCAACGAGCUGCGCCCGGGCCUCAAGUACGACUUCCUGUCGGAGAGCGGGGAGAGCCACGCCAAGAGCUUCGUCAUGUCCGUGGUCGUGGACGGCCAGUUCUUCGAAGGCUCGGGCAGGAACAAAAAGCUCGCCAAGGCGCGGGCCGCGCAGUCCGCCCUGGCCGCCGUCUUUAACUUGCACUUGGAUCAAACCCCGUCUCGCCAGCCCAUCCCCAGCGAGGGCCUGCAGUUGCACCUACCGCAGGUGCUGGCCGACGCCGUGGCCCGCCUGGUGCUGGACAAGUUUGGGGACUUGACGGACAACUUCGCCUCCCCUCACGCGCGCAGGAAAGUUCUUGCUGGAGUCGUCAUGACAACAGGCACGGACGUUAAGGACGCCAAGGUGAUAAGUGUUUCCACGGGAACCAAGUGUAUCAACGGCGAGUACAUGAGCGAUCGCGGCCUCGCGCUGAAUGACUGCCACGCGGAGAUAAUAGCGCGCAGGUCCUUGCUGCGGUUUCUUUAUACGCAGCUGGAGCUUUACCUAAACAGCAGAGACGGCAAGAAAAGAUCUGUCUUUGAGCCGUCGGAGCGAGGAGGCUUCAGGCUGAAGGAGAACGUGCAGUUCCAUCUGUACAUCAGCACCUCCCCCUGCGGGGACGCCAGGAUCUUCUCACCCCACGAGCCCAUCCUGGAAGAACCAGCAGACAGGCAUCCGAAUCGCAAAGCCCGAGGCCAGCUGCGGACCAAGAUAGAGUCGGGAGAGGGGACCAUCCCGGUGCGCGCCAAUGCCAGCAUCCAGACGUGGGACGGCGUGCUGCAGGGGGAGCGGCUGCUCACCAUGUCCUGCAGCGACAAGAUGGCAAGGUGGAACGUGGUGGGCAUCCAGGGCUCCUUGCUCAGCAUCUUCGUGGAGCCGGUUUACUUCUCCAGCAUCAUCCUGGGCAGCCUGUACCACGGGGACCACCUCUCCAGAGCCAUGUAUCAGCGCAUCUCCAACAUCGAGGCCCUGCCGCCCCUCUACUCGCUCAACAAGCCUCUGCUCAGCGGCAUCAGCAAUGCGGAGGCGCGGCAGCCGGGGAAGGCGCCCAACUUCAGUGUCAACUGGACGGUGGGCGACUCGACCCUCGAGGUCAUCAACGCCACCACGGGGAAGGACGAGCUGGGCCGCGCCUCUCGCCUGUGUAAGCACGCGUUGUACUCUCGCUGGAUGCGUGUGCACGGCAAGGUCCCUUCCAACUUGCUACGCUCCAAGAUCACUAAGCCCAACGUGUACCAUGAGUCCAAGCUGGCGGCCAAGGAGUACCAGGCCGCCAAGGCCUGCCUGCUCAGAGCCUUCAUCAAGGCCGGGCUGGGCGCCUGGGUGGAGAAGCCCACCGAGCAGGACCAGUUCUCACUCACACCCUGACGGGCGUGCACACAGCCCCGGACCUCACACCCGAACCGGGGGCAGGUGUGGGAUGGGGGGGGCAGCAGGUGUGCGUCACGGUCCCCGGAACCUCACACCCGAACCGGGGGCGGGCACGCCCUCUGGGGAGGGUGCAGGAGGUUGGGGUCUGUCUCAGGGUCCCGGGUCGCCGCCUGGCCUCUCUCUGCAGCCGCAUCUCCCCUUUUGAAUCACCCAGUGAUGGCUCCCGAGCUCGGGUUCCGUUUAGAAAUUGAGUUCUACUGAGUAGGGCUUCCUGAAGUUUAGGCAAAUAGAAAUCACUUUGUGUGAAAUUCUUGAAUAAUUAAUUUAUUCAGAACUAGGAAUACAGUUUAUAAAAUAAGAGAUAAUUAUGUCAGGUCACUCGUAUGCCACAUUAUUUUUAUUGCAAAAAAGCCUCUAUAGAAGGAGACCGCGAGAACGGAGACAGGAAGCAGAAACUGCCCACACCGCCGCGCUGGCCACACGCAGGUCCCUCCCCGGUGGGUGCCGACCCCCACCCAGCUUUCCUGGGAGGAGGCCCCGCAUGCCGGAGCCCCGUCCCGGGCGCGGUGACUCGGUGCCCGCAGGGGAGUCGCCCAGGUCCCUGUAGCCUCCUCCAGAAGCUUCUGUGCUGCGUAGGGUCGUAUCAUGGAAAACGUCUAAAUAAUCAGAGAGCGAACGUGGCCAGUAACCCGGGCCACUCGCUCGGGUUUUUACACAGCAUCUCCUUGCAGGACUAGGAGGGAGCCGCAGGGGCUCCGGCGCAGUCGAGAGCCUGGAACUGCUCCUUCCCCGGAGGCCCUGGGUGGGAGUGACUGUCCCGGCGUGUCCCCGGGAUGGAGAGAGUGAAGGAGAUACGCCUUCUUGGAAAAUGGCACUUGAGGCAUGUUUUUCAAUGACUCUUCCCAGCUUUAGCAGAGACGGGUUUGAAGGGGAAGAGUGUCCAGCCUGGAAGCUGGCGUGGACGCGGCAGGGUCGGGUGUUGGUGGUCGUGGCGCGGAAGCGGGUGUUCUGGCCUCUGGGGCGCCCAGGACGCUGCUCAACGCCCCACCGCACCGGCCAGCCGCGCCUGCCAGGCUCCUGCACACUCAGAAAACACGGCCACGCGUCCCUGCGUUUUUAUUCUUGUCUCUAGAAAUGGUAUUUUUUCUAAUGGGGAUAGGGAGAUGGACUUAGUUUUUAAAAACCAUGUGGAGUUUGGUCACGAAGUCCAGAGCAAUGUCAGUGCACGCACACAAGCUGUCCAGGACGUCCUGUGUCCCCUCUGUCAGCCCGCGGGUGACCAGAGCAGGAGCCCCCCCAGGUGAAUGAUGCCUUACUGUGGGGUCAGCGUGGGCCCAGCUGUGCACAGCUGCCUCUCUGGGUCGGAUUCGGGCAACCAUCCAGGACAGGCCUGACACCAGGCACAUGUCCCAAGAGCACCCAGGUCCACGGAAGGUGCCGAGGGGUGGGGGAGGCAGCCAAAGAUUGGGGAGGGGGGAGUCGGGGAGCCCUGGGCUGGCAGGACCGGACGGGGCCGGGGAGGCGGCCGCACAGCCCUGCUCCCACACGACUGGAGGCGGGAAGGAAGCGUGACCCCCCUCCCCUGACAAAUCAGGGAGCUAGCACUUUAAACUGCCCCUUGGGGGGGUGUGUCACAGACAUGCUGUUUCCCUAAGGGGUUAUUUUGCAUCCAGGGCCCUGAAUCUGGGUUGUAGAGACUUAGAAAAUUCGACACACCCAAGAACUUGAUCUUUUGAGGAGAAUCUCAGACUUUGAGGACAUUUUGACCAGCGGGGGUUGGGAGGGGUUGGGAGCCCGGAGCACAGUUCCGCCAAGAGAAAACACUGGCCCUGUGCUUCGCUCGGGCCCACUGGGCAGCUGUCCUGCUGGCGGGAAGAGGCGUCUCAUUCCGCGGCACGAGCCACCGCUGGGGGUGGGGACCCCUCGUUGCCACGUUCCUCGGCCCCCACCCCCUGCUCACUGUGGGGGCGCCUCCCCCCCCCCCCCCAGGCGGCACAGAAGGCCUGCAGGGUUGAUGCUCAGUGUUACUAGGGAUGCUCAUCUUUUCCCAUUUUGGAGAUUUUUAUUAUACCAACACCGGUUAUUUUAAAAUGCACAAGCCGACAUUUCACCAGGUAUUAAGUUCUCUGGCAUUUGUUUUCCUUGAAUAAUCUCGUCGCCCUCUCCAGACUGUGGCCACUCCGCUUGCCUUGCGAUGGCAGCCGGCCACACUGAGGAGGCCAGGCCUGCUGUCGCUGGGGUGUCCUGCCCAGUUCUCCCAAAACGAACGCAAAAGAUCGACGGAGUUCUUUAAUUUUUAAAGCACUUCCCCCAGAAUGUGAGGUCUGCCGACCGUGCAUCUGGUGAUGGAGCCUGAGAGGGAAAACUCGCCCGCGUCCCCAUCUCUCGGUCCCGCGAGCUCAGUGAACGCUUCCAGAGGUUUCUUAUUGUCAAAACUGUACCAAUGGAAAGGGCAGAGUAUUUGUGAUCGCGUGUGGCCAGUUGGGGUGUCCGUCCCCUGGUGUGUCCUGCGACCUCUCUCCCUCACCAGAGGCGGCCGGGGCACCCAGGCUCUGCGUCCUCCUGACGGCGGGACAGGGCGAAGCGCCCCUUCCUGGCCGCGCGUCUGCACCUCCUUGGCGCGGUGGAAGGCCGAGCCCCCAGCCCCAGGAACUCUCAUUUUGGCCACAUCAGGAACGAGGGCCGGCCGGCCGGACGCAGAGGCGAGGGGUCAAAGGCGGUGCACGGAGUGGUGGCGGAGGGAAACCUGAAGGCUGUUUGCUUCUCCAGACCUCGGGUUACACACGCCUUUAAUUUUAUUCUAGAGUUCGGACACUUGACGUGAAUGUACUUCUGCCGAGAACCCUGUCACCGAGGCACCCUCGUAUCCCCUGCGUGUUUACCGAUGUACAGGCCACGUGCCACCUGCAUGAGCUUCCUCCUGCACCGAGACCAGCCGGGACUGAGCAUGAGACGCUGUCGCUCAGACAGAGGACUUGAGAUGCUCCCAAUAAAACCGUGUUUCACCACUGCA